AUGUCAGGAAAAGGAGAUGCUAAGGCAUCCAAGACUAGAGUACUAGAAGAAAGUGGUGAUACUCAAGAUACACAAAGAAUGAAGGACGAAAAAAUGCAUAGAUCGAGGAAUGAAGACGUGGACAUGACAAAUGCUGACGAUGACAUUUCCGAAGAAGAAGGACUAUUGAGACUUUCCCACCAAUAUCAGAAAUCAAAAUCGUUCAGCAAUGAUCAAUCGGCCAGUGGAGACGAAGUGGAUGAAGACAAACUGAUGUCUAACUCAUAUUAUAAGCGUUCGAUUCAUUAUGGUUCAGAUGAUGCAUCAGAAUUCAUCCAUGAGAAUGAUCAUGGUUCUGAUGGCGAUGAGAAUAUGGAUGAUACUGAAGACUAUCAUUACAAUCAACGCCAUGACGAGGAAGAUGAACAAGAAGAUGAUGAAGAUGAAGGAAGAGACGAUGAAGACGAGGAAGAAGAAAUUAACGAGGACGGUGCAUUUGAUCCGUUCAACGGAUCUGGUAGCGGAAGAAUUAGUGGCAAUGAUAUAAGGUCAAGAUUGUUAUCUGAAAUGUUCCCUGAAGCUGCGAACUUUUUCAGUGCUUUGUCAGGCGGUGGAACUUCAGGAAUUAAUGGCUUGAUUGAUGGCUUAUCGCGCCGCGACGACCCGUUCCUCAUUCUAGAAACUUUGAAUGAAUUAUCUGAUAGGCUAUUAGUCACGAACAGUUUGACAGAAGCAGGGGUUCCAGUCACAAAAUUAUCCAAAGCCUUGAUAUCAAUCUUGAAUGAUCCAUUCCUCACUGGUGAAUUAGAAGUCCAGCUAGUAGCUUGCAGAUGUAUAUAUAAUUUGUGGGAAGUUAAUCCAGAUUAUGCCUAUACCCUUGUGUCGGUUGGUGCAAUCGAGGCAAUUCAACCCAAAUUGAUGGAGAUCAGUUAUAUUGAUUUGGCUGAGCAAUGCUUACAGACACUUGAAGUCAUUUCUAGAAGUAGCGGAAAGAGAAUUUUAUCAACGGGUUGCUUAAGUGCAUGUGUUCAAUAUCUUGAUUUCUUUACUAUACACGCCCAAAGAAAAGCAUUGAUCAUUGCUGCCAAUUCCUGCGUUGGCAUCAAGGGUGAUUCUCUUGAUUCAAUCAAUGAGGUUUUUCCAAUUUUGUCACGAGUUGCUGUUGAGUAUUCUGAUACCAUUGCUGUUGAGAAUGCAUUAGUUGCGAUCUGUGGUAUCCUUAAUAGCUUCAAAGAUUCACCACUAUCUUUGGAAAAAUUGGUUAAACCAGAGUUGCUUAGGCGCAUGUUGGAUAUCAUUUCAGCUUCUUCAUCAAGGAAAUCUACCAAGGGCGACGGCGUUAGCAGUUCAUCAACUGUUGUGCUAAAUCUUGCGACAGUUAACAAAUCAUUGACUGCUUUGGCUAGCAUAUCUUCGGCUUCCCCUAAGAUUUCUUUUAUGUUGAUUAACGAAUGUGAAGUUGGAAAAUUCUUCAAUAAAGCCCUAGGGAGGGACUAUGAUGCUAAAUCAUCUUCAAUUGAAGUCCUCAUGAAAACUCUGAAGGAUUUAUUCAUUAAGGUUUUGAACUUUAUUUGUUCUUUGCUCCCAGUAGUUACGGUUGAUUCUAAUGAAGAAUAUUCACGAUUCUGCGGUUAUUUUUCGAUGUUAACAGACGCUAGAUCAAAAAUUAACAGUGAAAGAAAAGAACUCUUCAAUUCUGAAAAGAACUCUAAUGAUUUGAACUCAUUUGCAAAUCAUGCCUUGCCAUUGUUGGUUGAUAUGCAUUCUGCUUCUGUUGAUUUUGAAGUUAGAAGAAGAAUUUUAUUGGCAAUUAUCAGACUUGCCAGUAUUGCUAAUUUCAAAAAGAUUUCAACUGGACCACAGUCAAUUAAUUCAAUAACUAGUCUAUUGACGUCUGUUGUGAUUCAGGCCAAGAAUGCUUUAGAAAAUGAUUUUUCAUCUGCCAACAUAAAUCAUCCUGCCAAAGAAGUGCGCAAAAAUGCUAGUUUGUACGUCUUGUUUCUAGGCACCUUGAUCGUUGUUGAUUUGUUUACAAAAAAAUAUUCAUCUAUCUUUUUGAAGGAAUUUGAUAGAGAAGGUUUGUUUUCCAAUAUUUCUACGCUGCAUGACAUUUGCUUGAAAAUUUUGGAAACUUAUAAUAGUGAAAGUGAUAACCGUGCGGAUAGCAAAGCCCUUAAUAUCGAACUGGAUAAUGGUAAUGCCCCUGAUGAUGAAAACAGUACCAAAGAGGAACAAGGUAACAAUUUCGAGGAAGGUGUUUACAAUGAGAAUGAAGGAGAGGAUGAAGACGAAAAUGAAGAGGAGGAAGAAGGCAAUGAAGAAGACGAUGUAGACAACGAAAACAACGAAGAAGAAGAAGAUGAUGAUGAUGUUGAUGUCGACGACGACGACGACGACGGCGACGAAGAUGAUGAUGUUGAGUUCGCAAUCAAUAGGUUUGGAAGUAGCCACUAUCAAAAUGAAAAUAAUUUGGCUGAUGUUGAUGCAAAUAAUUUUAGUUUUGCAGGUCACAAUGAUAUUGCCAUGAUUAAUAUGAUCGCUGAGCUAUUGUCCAGUAUCUCACAAGAUUAUACUAAUGCUAAACAUUCUAGCUCAUUGGAGAUGUUACCUCAUAUUAAGCUUCAUAAGGAGGUGGUUACCACAUUAAAGAAUUCUGAAUUGAUCAAAACCUACUCUUAUGAUCAAUGGCUUGGUUUAUGGAAGAAAUUAGCACAGAGUUUGGAUUCCGACGGUGUUGUGAUUUCCAGCUAUGAAUUAAUAUCAUCUGGAAUCAUUGAUACCCUUAACAUCAUAUUUGGUGCCAAUAAUACAAACUGUGUUGGCAGAUUGGGCUCUCCAUGCUGCGACAGUUUUAUUCAUAUUUUUGUGAGGAAACAGUUUGUGGGUGAGGAAGUUCCUUUGAAUUUGUUGGUAAACAAAUUACAGGAAGGAUUGGGUAGAGUAGAAUCAUUUGAAAUUUUGACUUCUGGUAGUUCCAACGCAGGAUUGCGUGACUCUCAAAGUUCUACUAAUAAAGCGCUUUCCAUGGCGAAACAAAUCAAGUUGCGCUUAAGUUGCGAUGAUGAAAGUGGCUCCUUACCAGAAAAUUAUAAAACUUUAAUGUUGUCUACACAUGCUGUUGCGACCUUCAAAUCGAUUAACAACUUUUUGAAAAACAGAAUCUUAUUGUUCUCCAGAUUAACAGAUGCUGUAUUCGGUUCUCCUACUAAUAGAACAAGUUCCGGCAAUGAGAGAAGGGUUUCUAGCAGUAGCAGAAGGACCUCAAUAAAUUCUCGUGUGAGAGAUGAUAGCAGAUCAGACGCUGAUGGCGAUGAAAUUAUUGAUGAUAUUGAUGAAGAAUAUGCGGCAGCUGAUGAUGAGAUUGCCGAAUGUGCCAUCGAAGAGGAUAAUGAAGAAGAAGAUGGGGGCGAAGAUUCAGCUGAUAUAAACCCAAGUGAUAAAUGGUAUUUGGAAUUUAGCAUCAAUGGUGAGGUUGUUCCUUUAGAAACCACAAUAUAUGGAGCGAUUUAUAAGUCACUUCAAAUGGACCCAAAUAACGAGGGAACUUUGCGUCAUGUGAAUACCAGUAAUAUUUGGAACACUACUCAUGCUAUUAAGUUCAGAAGAGUUAGCCAGCCUCCUGAACGCCCUGCUGAUGUGAUUCAUGAAGAUGGAAAAUAUAUUUCCAAGACUGGCUCUAACGACUUGGAGGCAUUGGGCGAUGCUUCGAGUGUCCAAAUUUUGAAAUUAUUGAAAUGCUUGUUCCUCAUCAACAAUCUGGUGAAAAAUAAUUCAGGGGCUAACGAUUCGUUGUUUUUAAAUUGGAAAUUGACUGCAAAGCUCAAUAGACAACUCGAGGAGCCUUUGAUUGUGGUCAGUGGAACCUUGCCAGGCUGGAGUGUUCAUAUCACCAGACAGUUCCCAUUCAUCUUUCCUUUGAACACUAGACUUUUCUUUUUGCACUCAACUUCUUUUGGAUACUCAAGGUUGAUUGAAAAAUGGAAAUUAAAGAACAACGAGAGUCAAUCCAACUCCAAUACAAACAACGCUAUAGCGGAAUUGGGAAGACCUAAUAGACACAAGAUAAGGAUUUCCAGAAAACAUAUAUUGCAAAGCGGUAUCAAAUUAUUAGAAUUAUAUGCUUCUCAUUCAAGUGUUCUUGAAAUCGAAUACUUUAAUGAAGAAGGUAGUGGUUUAGGCCCAACCCUCGAAUUUUACUCUGUUAUCUCUAAGGAGUUCCAAAAGAAAUCUUUGAAGAUGUGGAGAGGCUCAUUGGAUAAUCUUACUGACAGCUCAUACGUCAUGUAUCAGAAUGGUCUUUUUCCUGCUCCAAUGAGCAACGUCAUGCAAUCUGGCGCUAUCGGAAAGAAAAUUCUUUCGUUAUUCAAAAUGCUAGGUAAGUUAGUUGGCCGAUCAUUAUUGGAUGGCCGAUUAGUCGAUUUUGCAUUCAAUGAAGUAUUUUUCCAAAUUGCGGGUCUCAUCGAUGAAGCAGGUGCCGUUGAAUAUGAUGGGGCUAUUAGAUCUGUGUUGUUUGAUAGGCUCAGAGUUGUUGACAAGGACUUGGCUAGCUCCUUGCAAUACCUCCAAAAGUUUAUUGAUGAAUAUGAGGAAAAUGCAACAUUAUAUGCAUACCCAGAUCAAGUUAAAGUUGAUGGUGCCACUUUGGAAGACUUGUCUCUCAGUUUUGUUUUGCCAGGCUAUCCUGAUUUUGAACUAGUUGAUGGCGGUGCAGACAUCCCAGUGAUGAUGUCUAAUGUUGAUGACUACAUUAGCAAAGUCAUUGAUGCAACUGUUGGGGGAGGGGUUUGCAGACAAAUUAAAGCAUUUAUUGAAGGUUUUUCUCAAGUUAUUCCUUAUAAUGCGGUCACCAUUUUUACCCCAACAGAAUUAAUUGAAAUGUUUGGUAACGGGGAAGAAGACUGGUCAUUUGAAACUUUGUGUUCUUCAAUCCAUGCCAAUCACGGCUAUAACACUGAUUCCGAAUCUUUUGUCAGAUUGCUCGAAGUUAUGGUCAGUUUUGACAAAGAUGAAAGAAGAAAGUUUUUACAAUUUUUAACUGGGUCUCCAAAAUUACCUAUUGGUGGGUUCAAAGCUUUAAGACCAGAGUUCACCGUAGUAAGAAAGCCAAGCGAAGAUGGCAUGAGUGCAGAUGAUUUCUUACCAAGUGUCAUGACUUGUGCUAAUUAUUUGAAAUUGCCUGAGUACUCAAGCAAGGAAAAAAUGAGAGAGCGUAUUAUACAGGCUAUCAAUGAAGGUUUGGGGGCUUUCUUAUUAUCUUGA
Molecule: messenger RNA, 5238 nt
Organism: Saccharomycopsis crataegensis
Lineage: Eukaryota; Fungi; Ascomycota; Saccharomycetes; Ascoideales; Saccharomycopsidaceae
Gene: UFD4
Product: putative ubiquitin-protein ligase UFD4
Exons: 1
Coding region: 1-5238 (1745 amino acids)
Biological process (GO): proteasome-mediated ubiquitin-dependent protein catabolic process; protein polyubiquitination
Cellular component (GO): nuclear speck
Molecular function (GO): ubiquitin protein ligase activity
Source: RefSeq, a predicted model, not a curated record